Molecule: messenger RNA, 1623 nt
Organism: Oryzias latipes (Japanese medaka)
Lineage: Eukaryota; Metazoa; Chordata; Actinopteri; Beloniformes; Adrianichthyidae
Gene: phospho1
Product: phosphoethanolamine/phosphocholine phosphatase 1
Molecular function (GO): phosphatase activity
Source: RefSeq, a predicted model, not a curated record
AUGCGUUGUGGAAAAGAGUGCAGUUGUGGCUGCAUGGGGAAGGGAAGCAGAAUAUUUGCUUUUCAUAAGGUCUCUCUCUCUCUCUCUCUCUCUCUGGGCUGCUUCACUUUCCUCCCACAGUGUCAUUCUCCUGAAAGGCGCCGUGAACGCGCAAAGGCUGCUAUUAAGUGGGUUGGUCUGAAAGCGCGGGCACGCUCACCGCGGUUUGGAGGCGCACAUAAAAGUGCGUCAAACGCCGGCCGGUCCGCGGAAUUCUGCCUCCUCUCUGAGACUGGACCGGACUUGAUCGACAACCAGGAGCAGAACCAGAGCUGGCGCAGAGGAGCCCUUUGGUCCACGCGCGCAGACGUAAUGGCCUCUCACUCAGCUCGCAUCUGUCCCGACAAACGCUUCCUCAUCUUCUUCGACUUCGAUGAGACCAUCGUAGAUGAAACCAGCGAUGAUAUGGUGGUCCAAGCCGCCCCGGGGCAAUACCUGCCCGGCUGGCUGAAGGACACCUACCAGCCCGGCCGCUACAAUGAGUACAUGCAGCGCGUACUGGCUUACCUGGCGGAGCAGGGGGUCACCGAGUGCGACAUCCGGAGCGUGAUGGAGAAGAUCCCCGCCACCCCCGGCAUGCCCACGCUCUUUCAGUUCCUUCGUAACCGGCCCCCGCAGGACUUUGAGGUGGUGCUCGUGUCUGACGCCAACACCUUCUUCAUCGAGUCCUGGCUGCGACGCGCCGGCGCGCGCCAGCUCUUCCAUAGGAUCUUCACCAACCCAGCCACCUUCAACAAGGAUGGCAGGCUGGUGAUGCGCCCCUUCCACUCCCACGACUGCCAGCGGUGUCCCGACAACAUGUGCAAGCAGGUGGUCGUCAGGGACUACGUGGCACGCAGGACGCAGGAGCGCGGGCGCCCGUUCCAGAGGGUCUUCUACGUGGGGGACGGAGCCAACGACUUCUGCCCGGCCCUCUCCCUCGGACCACGAGACGUGGCCUUCCCACGAAGGGACUUUCCUAUGCACCGGCUGAUCACAGAGACCCACGAAGCCAUGCCCGGGGAGUUCAAGGCGGUCACGGUCCCGUGGGUCAGCGCAGAGGAGGUGGUGCAGCGCCUGAGGAAACUGGCUGCGGAGUAGGAGAUCCGGAGGCAAAAAAGCAGAAAAUGAAACUUAAAGAAAAUAUAAUAAAAAAAAAACAUUAUUGUUGAAAGCAAUAACCCUAUUACAGAUGUAUUGUUUUAAAGUGUAAAUUCAAAUUUCUCAUGGUAUGUUCAUGCGCAAUGGAAAUGAAGGAAUCGGAUUGAGCAAAAACACUCAUAACAAUCUGAAUAAAAUAACUGGUGUGAGCCAAGUAGACGGGUUGACAGGGUUUUUCUAAGCAAUAAACAUUUCAAUAAUGAUUAAGCAUCACCAAUGAAAAGUUGUGGCAGUUUGUUGGAUUUUUUUGUAAUUAUUUGCAUUAAAUAUGACUGAUUAAGGAUUCCACUGACAAUGGGCAUUAAAAACCAUGGAGUCUGUAAUAAUGUGCGUUUAGUGUCUCAUCUAGUGAUGUUCUUUUGUCACAUUCAUUGUUUUGUCUUCACUGUGUAGGCUUUGCCUAUACUGAAAAAUGCACCAGCAGGAAUAAAGCCAUAAAGAAAA